Drosophila teissieri is the source of this 1163-nucleotide messenger RNA. RefSeq names its product serine-threonine kinase receptor-associated protein-like. Bases 23 to 991 code for a protein of 322 amino acids. Lineage: Eukaryota; Metazoa; Arthropoda; Insecta; Diptera; Drosophilidae. The transcript has a single exon. The record is from RefSeq and is a predicted model, not a curated record. Gene Ontology annotation, biological process: spliceosomal snRNP assembly. Gene Ontology annotation, molecular function: protein binding; RNA binding. Gene Ontology annotation, cellular component: SMN complex.
AUUUGAAAGCCAAUUACGUUAAAUGGGUCAUGAGAUUGGAGUCCUGUGUCUGGGACACUCGGGCUCGGUGGUGGAGCUAGCUUUUAAUACGGACUACGAUAAUGGGUACUUUCUGGCCUCUGCCGGACUCGAUGGAGUCGCAACACUGCGACACGGCGACACUGGCAACUGGAUUACCAACCUAACAAAGCACACGGACAGUGUGUGGUCGGUGUCCUUGAGCCACGACGCCAAGAUCCUGGCCAGUGGCGGGGCAGAUUGCAAGGUCCGCGUCUGGGAUGCCCUGCUGGGGAAACAGCUGAAGAAGCUUACGCACACCAAGACAGUGGCUUGUGUGGACUUAAAUCCGAAGGCCACUCGCCUCUUGACCGGCUGCAUCGAUGAGGAAUCCUCACUCGCCCUCUUCGACAUGGAACAAUCGGACAAAGCUCCCCUGAUGGAGUUUCAUGGCCACCAUCGCGGUGUGAGGGAUGUGACCUUCUGCUUGGAGGAACGUUGCAUCCUCUCCGCUUCCUAUGAUCGCACGGUGAGGAUGUGGGACUGCCUGAGCGGCAAGAGAACUAACUCCAUUUUCCUGCCGCACCACGUCAAGUCGAUGGAGCUGCACCACAGCGGCGACAUAGUGACCAUUGCCUAUGCCGGCGGUGUGAUCUUCCUGGACCCCAAGAGCUUCGAAGUGCUCAAGCAUCGCAAGUUGCCCUACAAGGUGACUGCGGCCUCGCUGAGUCCCAACAAGGAGAUCUACGUGUGCGGCAACAACAAGGGCUACUCCCACAAGUACGACUACGCCACGGAUGUUAACACGCAGGUCUACGUAUCAGAGCAACCAUCCGCGGUGCUAGCACUGAGGUUCAGUCCGGAUGGCGAAGUGUGUGCCAUUGGCUCCGCAGAUGGCAGUAUCAUUCUCUGGCGAAUGAGCCGGAAGAGCGCAUCCGUAGUGGGCGACCAAGACGACGACGACGAUGGGGAGGAGAAUGAGUCCAUCAGUUGAAUACCGAAUACCACACCCUAUGCACAACUGUACACCGUUUUGAUUUGAGUUCUCAUCUGGGUUAAUUUAUUUUUUGUAGUUCUGUUGCAUCGUUCCCCAUCAUCAAAAUCCGAGAAGGGUCACUGUUUUUUUCCCUACUAAUAAAUUCGUCUUGUGAUUGAAAACCCCCAAA